Trichosurus vulpecula (common brushtail) is the source of this 1167-nucleotide messenger RNA. RefSeq names its product 4-hydroxyphenylpyruvate dioxygenase like (gene HPDL). The coding region runs from base 1 to 1167 and encodes 388 amino acids. NCBI's taxonomy places the organism in Eukaryota, Metazoa, Chordata, Mammalia, Diprotodontia, Phalangeridae. The transcript has a single exon. Gene Ontology annotation, molecular function: 4-hydroxyphenylpyruvate dioxygenase activity. Gene Ontology annotation, biological process: aromatic amino acid metabolic process. The record is from RefSeq and is a predicted model, not a curated record.
AUGGCCACCCCCGUGGGCCGCCUCUGCCACAUCUCCUUGCACGUCCCCCGCGGCCAGCCCCUGGCCGGAGACCUGGAACGUUGCUUCGGCUUCCGGCCGGUAGCAGUGCGCGAAGCCGGCGGCUGGCGCCAGCUGGCCCUGCGCAGCGGAGACGCAGUGUUCCUGGUGAACGAGCGCGCGCCGGGCUCGGCGGGCAGCCGCGAGGGGCCCCUCUACGACGUGGACCCCGCGCACGCCGUGCCCACCGCCUCCAACGUGUGCUAUGAGGUGGCCGACGUGCGGGGCGCCGUCAGGGCGUUGCGGGAGCUCGGCUGCGCUGUGGCCGUGCCGCCCCAGGCCGUGGCUGAUGCCCAGGGCACCGUCACCUACGCGGUGGUGCGCUCCCCAGUCGGCAACCUGAGCCACACGUUGCUGGAGCGGGGCGCUUACCAGGGGCCCUUCCUGCCGGGCUUCCAGGAGUGCGGCAGCCCCGACGGCCACGGCCAAGGCGGCUGGUUCAGCCACGUGGAUCACGUAGCGCUGGCCUGCCCGCGGGGCAGCGUGGGCGCGUGGCUGCGCUGGUAUCAGGAGUGCUUGGGUUUCCGACGCUUCACUCUGGGCCCGGCGGAUGACCAUCCUGAGCAGGGCUUGGAGAUUCGGGCUGGCCGGGCCGGGGGCCUGCGGCUGGCCGCCCUCCAGGCGCCCCCAGGCAGCGCGGCCCCUAUGCUGGUGCUGAGCGAAUCGCUACCUGGCCUGCCGGGGGCCCAGGACCAGAUAGAGCUCUUCCUGGCCCAGCAUGGGGGCCCGGGCCUGCAGCACGUGGCCCUCUAUACUGGGAACAUCGUGGCGUCAGCCCGUCGGGUGGCUGAGGCCAGCGGCAACCUGGUGGUCCCUCCUGCCACUUACUACAAGCAAGCAGGCAAAGUGGACCAAAUUUUGGCCGCGGGCCAAGAGGUGGGGAAGCUGGCGGAGCUGGGCAUCCUACUGGACAGGGAUGGAAGGCAAGACAAGGGUACCAAUUACCUGUUGCAAGUCUUCACCAAGCCCCUCUUUUCCGAGGAGACCUUCUUCUUGGAGAUGAUCCAGAGGCAGGGGGCCACGGGCUUCGGCCAAGGCAACAUCCAGGCCUUGUGGGAGGCCAUGGAGGAGUAUGUGGCCACUUUCCAGAGGGCUGGCGAGCCCCGCUGA